UAUCGUGAUCGGCGAGGGUUCGUGGUUCGCUUUUCUCUUCUUUUCCCCUCCUUUCCCACCAUUUCCUUAUCUGAAUCAGCUGAUUAUUGUUUUCGUAUUUCCAACGAAACGGACCGUUGCUGCAGUUAUGGUACGCGAUACGCAUUAACGGGCGACGGUAUCCGAGGCAUCCUCUUCGGCGGUUCGUAACGGCGAACGAAUCGGACGAUCUCCGUCGCAGCUCGAAACGUCACCGACGCGCUUCGUAUUUCGAACAAAAAGAUCGACGUUUCGCGGGCGGGGUGACAUCACUAUCGUUUUCUGGUCGUGUUGUGUUAGUCGCUUGCAGAAUGACGCAGUAGAAGGUCGUUUCCGAGAUGGCGAACUUCCCAGUAUGAGGAUACAGUUUUAUGGCGAGGUAAAUAUAUAGAGUUUGGAAAGAAAACAUGUCUGCAGACUCUCCAAGGCGCGGUGUGCAUAAAGGAGCUCAAGUUGUGUCACCUCAGCCAAUAGUAGAUCGAUCAAUAAUAGAUAGCGUUGCUGAUAUUAUCAAUGAUAUAGUUCCACAGGCUUAUACCAGCACACUCAAUUCUGAUAACAAGGAAUCUAUAACAUGGGCACGCUUUGAGUAUGCAGACAUUAAUGAUCCAGUUUUAUAUCCAGACUACAAUGAAGGCUCUAAUACACCACCUUUAUUACUGGUGCUUGGUUAUACCACUGGGGUUCAGGUGUGGCUGAUAGCAGCAACAGGAGAAGCAACAGAAGUGUUAUCAUGGCGACAAGGGGUGGUCCGCACUCUGAGAAUUUUACCAAAUCCAAAGACUGACGAUGAAUGUAUCGAUCUAUUUGAGUCGAAACGGCCGUUAGUGGCAGUGUGUGAUUCAGCUGGACCUGGUCCACAGUUCUGUAAUAUUAGCUUCAUAUCGCUUAAGACGGGAGAUCAAGCGAAAAGCAUCAAAUUUAAAACUCCAGUUUGCGACAUUUUGGCGAACAAGCGAUCCAUAGUAGUCACAUUUCUAGAAAAAAUUGCAGUGUUCAACGCUCGGACUUUGGAAGACGUUUUAACAGUCACUACCUGCUAUGCCAGUCCUGGUCCAAAUCCAAAUCCUGUCGCAUUAGGAACAAGAUGGCUUGCAUACAGCGAAAAGAAAUUAUUACCAGCGAAAAGAAGCAGCGGCGGCUGCGAAGGAGAAGGAGUUCAAAGUUACACCGCGACUGUCCUCUACGCUGCGAAGUCCUUGGGCAAAGGAUUGCGCGGUUUAGGAGAGACGGUCGCGUCCAGUCUAACUGGCAAUUCAGCAUCGCUUAUAGUCGUCAAUAAUAGUGGCAAUGAUAUGACUCAACCGGGUGUGAUAACGAUUCUAGAUCUCCAAGUUGCAGAGGAGAAGGAACUAGACGACCCAAACGUAGAAACUGUAAUUGCUCAUUUUACUGCCCACAGCGACGCUAUCGUUGCCAUGACCUUUGAUUUGAGCGGCGCAUUGCUGCUGACCGCUGACAAAAGAGGGCAUGAUUUUCAUGUAUUUAGAAUUCAGCCGCAUCCGGGCGGCCCCACGUUAGCUGCAGUACACCAUUUAUAUAUUUUGCAUCGCGGAGACACAACAGCCAAAGUGCAGGAUAUGGUGUUCUCCAGCGACACCCGUUGGGCGGCAAUUUCUACAGUACGGGGCACCACCCACGUAUUUCCGGUUGCUCCCUACGGUGGUCCAGUGGGGGUGCGCACCCAUUCCACACCUCAUGUUGUAAAUAGACUUUCGAGAUUUCAUAGAAGCGCUGGUUUAAUGGACGAUGGUACCAGAUCUCAUUCACCUGUUUCCCAUUCAGAAUUGCCUUUGUCGGUGUACCCUUACUCUAAUCCAAGACUCCCUCCAUAUCCUCACCCAACCGUAUUGCAUCCAUUGGCCCAAAUACGGCAGCAGUCUACGUUGAACUACACGAACAGUCAACUUCAACAAAGCAGACCGCAACAAAGACAACGAUUGCAUUCGGACGAUAGUACGACUCUACCACUAAAAAUUUGCGCUUGCUUCGCUCCUCCGAGAGCAUGGAUGUAUGCGCAAAGAGAGUCCACCGCCAAAGUGAUGAAGAGGGCGGUGGAUUCCUUGUUCAUCAUGGCGUGCCAUGGAAAUAUGAUACAAUACGACCUGGAACCGAAACCAGCAGCAGGUGUACCAAAAGAGAAAGUGUGCGAUGACACAAUGAUCGAAUUGGAGGUCGAGGCAAAGGGCCAGUGGCCUUUGAUAAGAUCUCCGAAUUCUGUUGAAAUCGUGCCACCUUUACCGACAUCCAGUUCUCUGCUGAGUGUCGCGACUUUACCAAAAGGCAUCCAAGAGAUGGACUUGGCGGAGGAUCGGUGGUUGAGUCAAGUGGAAAUCGUGACACAUGCUGGUCCCCAUAGACGGCUUUGGAUGGGUCCACAGUUUGUCUUUAAAAUCUACAAUGCGACCAGUGGAGCACCCGUAAAUCUGGUCGAGGCCGAAGCCAUUGAAAUUGGCGUAACUGGUGGAUCUCGACCAGCAAGAUCAAACCCUAUGAAUAUGCCGCAUACCGCAUCCAGAUCGUUGGUACCCGUGGUAAUCGAUGGAUCAGGAAGCAGUUAUGAGCAGUCACCAAGGUUCAUGGAAGCCUAUGGAGACUUAGAUGGCGAGAACGCGAGUGUCUGCGGCGGGGAAAAUCAGCUGCGAGAGGACCUGGCCGAGGCGAUGUUAGAAACGUCGAUUGCCCCUCAUCGUGCGCCAGGGAGGCGAUCGGUAUUUGAGAGGGUGGGUCAACCGGUAACUAAAGUCGUCAACCCUCUUGGCACCGUGAUUACCGUGUCGGCCGACGAGGAGGACGUAAACUCCAGUCAGGAGUUCGACUCCGCGGAGGAGAGCCACGUGCCGGAGCCGCCGAGGAGCGUGUGCGCGGAGGAGGGUCCUGCGUCGCUCGGCGACCUUGACCUGGACCAGGAAAGCCAGACCCUGCGUGAUCUUACAGAGAUCUGCGCGGAGAAGCGUUCGGCGAGCGAGCCAGCGAUCGACAGUGUCCCCGACGAAAACAUUCACGAGGUUAAGGAGAGGAAAGCGCUCUGUGUGGAGAUGGCAGCGAUUGCCAAUCCCGCCGGCAGUACCUCCAUAGAUUUUGAGAAGGAAGAGGUGUUCAGGGAUGUUCCUACCAGCUUGAGCUUGUGCGUGGAACCAGGCGAGAUACCCAGCAGCCCUAUGACCCGGGCGAAGGAGACUGCCUGGUGCAAGAGAUUCGACAAGAAGGAGGAAAAAGCACACGAGAGGAGCAUGUCUGAGGCCCAAUACGUGGUCAGUUACGACGACGAGAGCGUCGUGCUAAUGGAGAAUAAGCUGGCUCGCAGAGGCGUCUCGCACUGCAGGAGGUCAAGCGAAGCGAAGAAGAAGAAUGGAGGUUCUUCUUCGGGGAAGAAGGUGGAGCCCAAGACCUCGGUGAAGAAGUACGUUCUUAAGGAGCAUGAGGACAGUAUUGUUAUCGAGGACACUUCCUGUGAGGAUGCUAAGAACUGUUAUAGGAGGAAGGAUGAGAAGCUUGGAAACGCUGGGGAGGUUAAAGGAAAAUGUACUGAGAGCAAGACUGCUGCAGAGAAGGAGUCGAAGGAGAAGGAUAACAAGUCCAAAGUAAAGGCUAAGUGUUCUUCUACAGCGCAGGAUAAGAAAGAGGCGAAGGCUGAGCUCAAGAAGUCUGAGAAGAGGAUGGAACCGAUCGUGGAGCUUGAGAGUUCAGCGGAGAAAAAAAAGGAGGAACCUAAGGUGGAUGUCGCAGCUGACUCCGAUGCCUACAAGUAUCCUCCAUCAGACUCGACUGAUGAUUUUAGCUCCAGCGAGUACCACAUAGUGGAGACAGCUUGCUGUGGGAAAGAUAAUACUCUGGUUCCAUCUGACGAGGAUAUUGAGCACAUUCAGAGCUCCGAGAUCACUCAGCUGCAGCAAGCAGAGUGCUGCGAGGGUGACAAUUGUGGGCACGGUCUGUACUGUGAGAACCCUUCGCCAGUUCUGCAAAGAAAAAACAGUAAGAACACUAUAUCCGAUGAUGAUUUAGAGUACAUACAUACUUCGGAACUGAUCGAGACUUCUGAUAGGAAGAGCAGCGAUGAUCUGAAGCUAGAAGCUGAGAAGGAAAGCGAUCGUGACUCGAAUGCUAGUAAGCGUACCUUCUCCGACGAUGAUCUCGAGCACGUCCAAUACUCGGACGUCUGUGCUAUGCCUGACAUCAGCAAUGAUGAAAAAAAGGAGACGCAGGAUCAGUCCACGAAAUCGAAGAGUUCGAAGAAAACAAAGGAUGUGGUAGUAAUUGAGAGCGACACCAUGGCUGCGGACGUUACUGUGAUCAUAAAGCCCGCUGAGAAUUGGAAAAGCAAAGAGAAAAAGGAGGAGGAGGAGCCUGCGAAAGACCCUGGAGCCGAGAACUCUAGUCCUUUGAAGAAGAUCAAGACACGUCAAAACAAAACAUCCCCUUCCAACGUCGCUCCUAAAAGAUCACCCGGUGAGAUCGAGAUCAUCGACAUAGACGCGUUGCAGAAGGCCGAGAUGGAGGUCUUGACGGAUCCCACGACCACUCCCGAGUGCAAAAUCCUCUCCGGAUCCGAGGUCACUGGUACUCGGAUUAAAAAACUAAAAAAGUAUAAAAAAUCCAGUGCCGAAAGCAAUCAGAGCACAGAUAUUUCCGAUGCUAAUAAGACCACCGACGACGGAUUUGUCGUUCCUAAAGAAAUGAGCUCACCAGAGAACCCAGAGUUCUCCUGGAGCUCUAUUGUCAAGCGAAAAAGCAUUUUCGUGGAGCUGAAAGACGAAAAGCUCCACGCUAUAGAAGAAGCGGAAUCUACAGCUCCCGCCAAAUGCAGCGCUCCUGAGAAAGACCCUAUGUACAAGAAAGGGCUCGACUCUUCGUCAAAGAAGGUGGCCAAUGUGAUCGACGAGCUUCGGGAAGCCGUGGCUGAGACGGACUCCAAGGAUUCUGGUCAAGACUCUGCUUGGAGCAACAUUGUCAAGAAGAAGAAGCUCGAGGAUAAGAACCUCGAUGCAGCUCUUAGCAUAGAGGACACCGACGACAAGAAGUCUCGGAAGAGCGAGUCCUCGACUCGGGAGAAGUUGCGAGAGCUCGGAGAAGAGGACACUGAAGAAUCCUCGGGGCAAGUCUCCUGGAGCGACAUCGUAAAGAAGAAAAACAGCUUCUCGCUGGAAAGCGACGCGAGGAAGCACAUUGACGACGCGGAGAGGAAACUCCGUCGCAGACACGUGGGAUACGUGUCCUCGAAGGAGCUCGUAGCUCUGCUUGUAAAGAAGCCGAAACCGAAGCCGAAGCCUCUGCUGCCUUCUGCCAUCGAGGAGAAGGUCCGCAGGUCGACGAUCCUCUCCGAACUGCUGGACAACGACUCCAAUCGCGAGUCCAAGCCGGCUGAAGCUGCGGCGAAGACUGACACAGUCGAAGAGCCUCUGUAUUGCCCUCUCGUGGACCUCUCCAGCCCCGCCGAGCCGGAGGAGAAGAAGGAGAGAUCCCCCAAGCCGGAAGCCACUGACAAGGACAAAGACGACGGAAUCCUAGAAGCUGACCCAGCAUUCUCGAAGGAGGACUCUUCGGAGCCGGAGAGGGAUCCCGAGAAGAGGAGCGACUCCGAGCAAGCGGUUGCUCCCAAGCGCUGGAACUCCUCGGAUGAGUUGAACGCGAACGUCGUGUUCGUUGAUGGGGAUUUCUCGAGCCGCGAGGUGGUCGAACGAAGCGUAGACAGCGGCUCGAACCCCUCGGUAGCUAUCCCCAAGAAAGGCAACAGGCCGAGGCAGAAAAAACGCAGAUGAGUGGAGGAUUGCAUGGAUGUACCUAGGGCCAGCCUUGCCCUCUAUAUUCUUCUGAUGCAAGUCACCGGAGCCGACUAGCGAGAAUUCCACCCGGGAACUCGCCUGGUUCCCGAGCAAACUAUCACGUUACCUUGGUGAUCAAGCGUAAUAGCUGACAGAGAGGGAGAGAGAGAGUGUGUGUGUGUGUGUGUGUGUGUGUGAGAGAGAGAGAGAGAGCGCGAAUGAUUGCUUAGAUCCUCGGUCCAUCAAAGUGUCCUGAUUAUGGCGAAGAGAUCUGGUAUUUUUCGAGAAUGUUUUCUAAAGAGGUAUACUCGUUUGGAUGAGAAGUAGAUUCAGGAGUGAAAUUGAUCAGGAUACUGGGAGGAUGACAUCUUCAAGGUAACGAGGGCAAGGCUGUUCUACCGGAUGUGCAUGCGCCAUGUUCGAACCGAUCAAACGAACACGAAAUCCCUAUGUAACAAAAAGCAACUCCGUCUGUGGUUUAAAACCGAUUUCAUAACUAUUCUUUUGGCUCCUCGACAGUUCUGAAUCGUCGUCGAGCUAAUUCGGUCCACUCUAUGGGCGCUGUCCGUGUGGUGCAUACAUGAGUUACAAUAAGAUACUGAUUUUCUAGUUUCUAGCUGGUUGUAUGAUUUAGACACGUAAUUCGGACGAUGCAGAUGUUGAAAUCGCGCGAGGAUCGCACGGUCGCGAUUAGGUCACGGUUUUCAGUUUGCACAAUACGUAUACACUCCUCCCGCCCCCUCCCUCACCCCGCCGUAUAAAUCUGUCACCCGGAGAUCGUUUACUAUCUUCUUUAUGCCACGCCGAGACCGAAAUGCUUUCCAUGAAAGCCGUCUUGCGAAAAUAUUUAUGAUUCUUCGAGAAUUCGAGCAUUCAUCCCAAAUCGUCAUUUCUGGAUCAGGAUCUAUAGUCGCUAAAGGUUUCGGGGACGGUUGGUGGUUCUACGCGUCAUUUUCACGGGACAAUGUUUGGUUAUAACAUGGUGACUUUGAUGAAUUCUAGAACAGUUUCUCAUUAAAUAUUCGAUUAUUUUCCUAUCUGAAAUUGUUAAUUUUCGGAGGUGGGAAUGAAAAUUUGUCACACUAUUCUUAUUGCUCGGAGACUAUUCACAGUAGGACCAUUUGAAAUUGUGGAACAUAUGUGGAUAAUAUUCUAUAUUAAUGUUCCAUAUUUCCAGUAUCUGUGCCGUAACGAACAUUUUUUUAAAAGAAUGAGCAAGCAGAGCUACGAGCUCCUUCGAGGACACGUAUCCCACGUGUCUGCGACGGAGUUUCCUUUCCUCCAGCUGGAAGCUCGGUUGUUCUCUUCCAGCUGUGUCGUCAGUAUGCUUCUUCGUGUCGCUUUCCAGCGAGAAGCUGUUUUUCUUUUUUACGAUGUCGCUCCAGGAGACAGAACUGUUGCAACUAGAAACAUAACUAACUUGCUGUGAAAAUUUUCAGCAGAAUCAACGUGUUACACAAGUUCUUCGUUCAAUCUUAGCAAAAAUCCAUAGUGCUAUUAUUUCUUUUUCCGCGAAGAUGGAAGUUUCUGUCCCCUUGUCUUUGAAGCUGCAAUAGCGCUUCUUCUGUAGCUUGGAGCUCGUCGCCUUUCAGCUCCACGAAAACGCUUCUUCGUUUAACAAUUGAGCUCCACGAGAACUCUCGGUUCUCAGGUGAGGUCAAUACUUUAGGAACGACAAAUCCGUCGUCGUCGAUGCUUCUUUCGAGCAUCAGAAAUAUCUGUGCUCUGUGUGCUCUCGGCACUGGAUUUUUUUAUACUUCUUUAGUUUUUUAAUCCGAGUACCGGCGACCUCAUUGUCCCUCUUCGAGCUCAUUCUCACGGCAGGUUUCUUAGGAUUUUUUUCCAUCGGCGCUCAUCGAUAGUACAAUUACUAAUUAAUUUUACACAUCGACAGCUGACCCAAGGUGUACAGAAAAAGGAUCACGCCUGCAUCGUGUCACGGUUGCACGCACUUCCGCGAUACUCACAAGAAUAGCGAUUUAAAGUGUCUUACGAGGUUGAUCCCGUUGAAUUCGAAGGAUUUCCGUUGAUUUGUGAUUUACAAAUCUUGCGAAUCGGGUGCAAGUUCACCGGUAAUUAUAUUCAUCCUAACCUUCGAUCACAUGAAUUCAUAAUGCGUAUGAUAAUUGGACGUGUGUUGUAUAAUAUCGAUAUGCAUAAAGCAAUUUCUUGCAUUGUACGCGCGCAAGAAUCCGCGGACACCGGGACCCCUGUCUACCGUUGUCGAAAGAAAAUGGCCGCUCGAAGAGUCACCGAAAUGGUCGGCGAGUCUAGAACACGGCAGUCUCUGUACAAUCUUCUUUCCCUCCCAACUCUUCGCUCUCUUUUCUUGGGCUCAAAAAUCUUGGACAGCCAAAACAGCGCGAGAUUACAAGUGACUUUGACCUGUGCACUCUUCGACAACGGUACACCUGUGUCCCGUUUUAUCCCGGCCAGUUAUCUGUCUGGUCGAAGCUCUUUUUAUUUAUUGAAUGUGCUAGUUUCGAGAGCGCGACGACGUGAACGGUAGCCGCGUUAGAUUCGGUUUUAGGGAUCGCGUAUAUGUGUUUAGGCUCCUCUAAGCUAAAACGUUCGGACGUAGGAGGUUUCUUCACUCAGUGUGUUCAAAGGUUCCAAAAAAACUUGACAGGUAUUUCGUAGACGAUCUAGGACUCCGUUCGUAGAGGAACGAGAAAGCAGACCUCGCUCGAGGAUCAAUUACUGUGCAUCGACAGGGAGGUCUGCUCUCAAAGGUCGACUCUCAAGGUCUCUCUCGGUUGUGCGCAAUCCCUGAUUCAAACUGUAGCUUCGGUAGCACCGGUAGGCACGCUUCGUGCAGAGACAGUUCUUGAUUAAUGAUGCAGGUCUUCAUUACAAGGGGUCGCGCGUCGAUCUAUCGGCCACUUUCGAAUCAAUUCGCCGAGAACUUCUUCGGAAAUGCGAUGUCGAUCGCGCCGACGACGUUACGCUAAAGUAUUAUCCUCCUUACGAUCGAGCUAGCCUCCAAACUUCUACGUUUAGGGUGUCUGGGACAAAGAUGAUCUCUCAGACGGAUAACACUGAUCUCGACCUGUUAACCAAACGAUCUUCUAAUCGGAAACACGGGUAAAAGAGUAACUUAUCCAACAAUAACCAUAAGCACGCAAUCGUCGGCGGGUUUGAAUACGACAGAACUUUUUCGGGUACACUAAUUAAGGAUCUAGAAACUCGAGGCCCGGGUCUCUCGACGUUAACAGGCUCGGAAGGUUCACCUUUUUUUACGGAUACCCUUCGUGGAUCGAAUUGUAUCUCUUAGAAAAAUCCCGCGGUGUUUUUAAACGAAAGCAAAACAGAGAAACGAUAAAAAAAAUAAGCCAAAGAUGUACGACUAUAUCAGUGUACGUUCAGCGGACUGCGGAUUUUUACGCGAACAUUUCUCGCGUCGCCUGCGACAGAGGUCACGCAAAAAUGUACGUGUUCUCUUGAUAAUUUCAAUCGAUUGUUAAUAACAUGUGUAAAUUCUGUAAUCUUCCAUAUAGCUUCUAUUGACGCGUACUGAUUUGUCGGCGUGACUCAUUUUAGCCACGACGUGAUAACAUUAUCUUCUGUUGUUUCUACUUUUUAAUCAAAGAAGUUGUGCAUGAAUUUUUCAAUGAAUCUCGAAUUCGUUGUCCAAAUCAUAUUCGUUGAUCUCGAAUUACAGAAAUCGUUUACAACUGGUAAAAAAAAAAUAUUGGGCUACGGCGGUUUAAAGAUUCGUAAAAUUCUUGUCUCGUUUCGCAAUUUCCGCCAGAAACUCCGCAGUCCAGCGAUUAGGAUGUAAAUGAUUUCACACGGAACACGUAGGCACCUGCAAGUUAACCGUUCAGCUUUAGAUGAGAAAGUGGCCAGUUUUAAUUAAGCAGGAAAUCUAGAUAUAAUAGACGUCGUUACAAUUGUUCGACACUUCCGGAAGCAUGGUGAUGGCUGGAUCUUUCGUUCGACUUAGUUCAAUUUUUCCUCUGUAUUGUCUCGACCCCUCCGUAUUUAUUUAUUUCCUCACGACAAAGUCGGACUUCGUCGCACACGACCAUAAUGCGAUCAGUAUUUGCUCCGUUGGAACAUGAUUUUAGGGAAAAUAUCGAACACCUGAUUCACUUUAAGACUCGUUGCUAGUACAAAUGAUCGACGACUAGAGACGUUCUGUUUCUUUUUUCUUUUUUAUUUCGGCGAAAUUACGGUGAGAUUCUUUUUUUUUUAGUACAAAGCUUCCGUCGACGAUUUCGUCCUCGCGAUUACGCUCGCGAACAUGCUGUAUCGCUGCUACGUCGAGGAAAACGACCUUCGCGAUCGCGUAUAUCUCUCUUUCCUCUUUCGACGUUCUUUCGCGAAAAUAAUUCUUCGAAAUCACACCGAUUCACCAUGACUUUUAUUAUUUACCAUCGGCAGCGUGCGGAUUUUAUUAAUCUAUAGUAACCUUGGUCUUUUAAAACUGGGUGCAGAAAAUUGUGCAAUAAUGUAGACUGCAGAUCUUUAUGCACGAUACAAAUUUUCUAUGUCGAUCACGUGAAACAUGAGACGUUAUAAUAGACAAUUCGUUGUUUCUUUAAAAAUCGUAGCUAAUUAAAUAUAGUACCUUCUACAAUUAUUUUAAUUCUUUUACCGUUUCAAGUUGCACGUACCCGUAAAUGCGUCAAAUUCACAGUAUAGUAAUGAAUUUAAGAAUAUACAUACAUGUCUUUACAGAGUUACAUUUAACUCUUGAUUAAAAAAAAAAAAUAGUGGAUUCAAAGAUUUUUAUUCGUAGGUUCAAGUAUUAUCCCCGUAAGUCGCGUCGUUUAUUGACACUAACUUUAACUGUAAAAUAAUAAUUUCGUUAAGUGUAACUGUUGAAUAUCGAUUAACGGAAAGGUUCAUUUUGUUUCCACAUAAGCUUAACAAGGAUCGCGUUACAAUUAGGAUAUGGUAAAACGGCGCCGAAGAGUUUCUAUAAUCAUCCGCAAUCUAUCAUAGACGCGUGUAAUAUUUCUGGAACACGACAGAUUUCUUUCAAAAUCGAAGCAACCAAGAAAUUCUGCAACAAGAUGAAACGAUUCGCGCCCGACAAUGAUCGCGCGGAUAGUAUUCCUCAAAGACAAUAUCAUUUAUCAUUUAUCGCUUCUGGAUCGUUCGGGGAAACAAUUUUCCUGGACCAACGAGCAAAAUUGUCUACGAAGAUAAGCGAGCGCACUCGGCGUCGACUGCGUUGUCUUUCAGCUUCGAUCGCUAUAACAAUCGCGGAUCGAUGUGUGAUCAUCAUUUCUGCAACAUUGUUCGCCCUUUCCAGCGUUUCUAGACUGCGGAUUUUAUACAUCCCCGACAAGAAUAUGAUCUAUAUUCAUUAAAAUUGACUGUUGCACUAUUUUCCGACUCAUUCGAAAUUGCGAGAAAAGGAGAUUCAUCUGGAUGCAAUUUACUUUUUUCGUGUAAUUAGCUUAGAACAUUUUUAUUUCGCGCAGAGAUCCGCAGUCUACUAAUUACGUUUACGUGUUUCAUCUUGCGUAUCGAGCACUGUGCAAUAAUUGGGGGAACGAGUUUCGUCUAAAUUUUGAAGAUUUUCACAUUGAGAGAGAGAGAGAGAGAGAGAGAGAGAGAGAGAGAGAGAGA
Molecule: messenger RNA, 11363 nt
Organism: Megalopta genalis
Lineage: Eukaryota; Metazoa; Arthropoda; Insecta; Hymenoptera; Halictidae
Source: RefSeq, a predicted model, not a curated record